AUACUAGUCUUCUGCAAGAUUUGAAAUUUUCAAUGCCAUGUAUAAUAAUUAUUAAUUACUAUUAUAAAUUAUAAUAUGCACAGUACGACAGAGUAUUAUAUAGCCAGGUGUAACAAUUAGUGAUCAUUUCGUUUAACUGUUUAAAGUGAUAAAGUAUAGGCACGAUACACACGUAUUUUAUCCAUAUAUUAUACCUAAAUACCUUAUAUACAACUUGUCAACUUCCGACACACUGCAUGUUUAAAAGAUCGCAAAUUUUUCAAAGUCACACGAAACACACAUAAUGUACGACUACACUCUUUUGGUUGAAUUGUACAAAAAAGAAAAAAAAUUUCAAAAAGUUUACACAACGUUUCGACCUAACUUAAAAGCAUCACCUGUAACAGGAAAAUUUUAUGCUCGCCACGAAGCAAAUGUCAAUCAAGGUGAACCAAACGAUCACUACAUAAAACUUUUGGCACAAGCUAAAUCUUUAGGGCCAAAGAACAAAUUUCCUUCUCCAAAAACUGAAAGUCAAAGGUAUGGGUGGUACAAUAAAACUUUCAUUCCACGAAAAGAAGAUAUUUUGAUGUUUCCACAUGUAGAAGCUCCCGAAAUUAAAUUAGAUAUUAUACUAAAGCAGAAUUAUAAAAAUGAAGUACCAUUUAGUGGAAUACCUUUUAAAUUAUAAUAAAACUAUAAAACAAAAUAAAUUAUAAAAUCAUAGAAUAAAA
Molecule: messenger RNA, 713 nt
Organism: Rhopalosiphum padi (bird cherry-oat aphid)
Lineage: Eukaryota; Metazoa; Arthropoda; Insecta; Hemiptera; Aphididae
Product: cilia- and flagella-associated protein 144-like
Exons: 4
Coding region: 284-670 (128 amino acids)
Cellular component (GO): ciliary base
Source: RefSeq, a predicted model, not a curated record